AUGGCGAAACAAAUUCUGGGACUCGUUUUGAGGGCACUCAUUUUAGUGGCGGUGGUAUUCGCGGCAGGGGAACCGAAGAAAACGUACAUCGUUCAUAUGGAACAAGCGGAGGCCGGGAGUGGCACGCAUCGCAGGUCAUUGCAACAAGCCUCCCUCGACGCAAUUGCUGCAGAUCCAGCCUCUGUUCUCUACACCUACUCCAACGCUAUAAAUGGAUACGCGGCGCAGCUCACCGAAGCACAAGCCGAAGCGCUGCGCGCCCAUGGGACCGUUUUGUCAGUGAGGCCUGAUAGGAUGUACCGCCUCCACACCACCAGAACCCCUCAGUUUCUCGGCCUCAUCAGCAACGAGGCCUUGUAUGGGAAGUUCCCUCUGAACCAGAAUACGUAUCAGGAUGAGAGAAAUGACACCGAAGCUAAAGAUGCAGAGUCAAAUAUCGUCAUCGGACUGCUUGACACCGGAGCCUGGCCCGAGAACCCAGGCUUCAGCGACGAGGGAAUGGGCCCAAUUCCGGAGACUUGGAAGGGGAAAUGCGAGGAAGAAGACGGGUGGACGGCCAAGGAUUGUAACAAGAAGCUAAUCGGCGCACGAUCCUACUAUAAGGGCUACGUCGCGGAGAUGUCCAAUGAGACUCACCCAUUCAACUGGACCGGGCAAUACAAGUCUGCUAGAGACAAUCUCGGCCACGGCACGCAUACUUCGACGACCGCGGCCGGCGCCGAGGUGCACAACGCAAGCUUCAAUGGCCUAGCACAGGGCACCGCUCGCGGUAUCGCCAAAUACGCCCGCAUAGCAAUGUACAAGGUCUGUUGGAAGGAGGACUGCGCGGAGUCCGAUAUCGCCGCCGGCAUGGACCAAGCUAUCGCGGACGGCGUCAACGUCUUGUCAUUGUCGCUUGGUCCUAACGUGACCAAACUUAGCGAUCAGGAUCCAAUUGUGUCGGGGAGCUACGCCGCCAUGGAAAAGGGCAUCUUCGUCACGUUGUCCGCUGGCAACGAUGGACCAGAGUUUGGUACAGUGAGAAAUAUCGCGCCAUGGGCGAUGACUAUUGCCGCCAGCACGCUCGACCGUGAGUUUCCUGCCAGCGUCAUCCUCGGGAGUAAUAAAACAGUUACUGGCGCCAGCCUGUACAGAACCAGUGCUGGAGGGAGUAAGAACCAAUCAGUGGCUGAUGCUGGGAUGCAUCGUCUCGUUCGCGGCACUCAAGUCAGCAAGGGUAACGCUUCUAUCGCAGCUUACUGUCUUAAAGACAGCCUUGACCCGGAUAAGGUGGCCGGGAAAGUUGUUGUCUGUCGCUUGGGGAAAGGCUCUAUGAGAGAAAAGGGACAAGUUGUUAAAGAUGCUGGCGGCAGUGGUAUUAUUGUCGUCAGCCCGGCCACCCAGGGCGAAGAGUUGUUCGCGUCCUCACAUGUCAUCCCUGGGGUACACCUAGGCUUCAAGGCAGGCUCUGAAGUGGAAGAAUACGCGAAAAGCCCGAACGCCACGAUUACCUUCAAGUUUGGCGAUGCUAAAGUCGGCGUCCCGGCACCGAUUAUGGCCGGCUUCAGCGGUAGAGGCCCUACCAUACCAGCGCCUGGCAUUCUCAAGCCCGACAUCACCGGUCCCGGAGUAUCCGUUUUGGCCGGCUGGACAAACGACAAGUUAAACCCGACAAAGGGCAAUUUCGCAAUCAUAUCUGGUACAUCCAUGUCUUGCCCCCAUAUUGCUGGCAUUGCGGCCUCCAUCAUGGCACGGCGUCCGGAGUGGAGCGUUGCCGAGGUCAAGUCCGCCAUUAUGACCACCGCGUAUACCACACUCAAAGGCACCUCAUCGCCAAUACUAGAGAAUACAAAUUCCACCGUCGCAAACCCUUUCAACUACGGAAACGGACAUGUGGACCCGAUGGCUGCCUUGGACCCAGGUCUCGUCUACAACAUCGCCCCACACGAAUACCGUGAUUCCCUGUGCGCUUUCAACACUACAACUGAGUUCACAAAAGGAAUCACAAAGAGCAACUUUACCUGCACCCCGGGACUGGAGUAUAGCGCAUAUGACCUCAACUAUCCUUCCUAUUCCGCGUUCUACAACGUCUCAACCACGAAUGGGACGUACACAGCCAUGUUCACGCGGACGGUCAAGAACGUGGGCGGUGCCGGCACUUACAACGUGUUCGUUUCACUGGAUGACCCGACUAUGGUCACGGUUGGCGUAAAACCCGCUACACUCGUCUUCAAUUCUGAGGGGGAAAAACAGACCUAUGUAGUGGCAGUGAAGCUGCAGCCGCCCCGUAAUGCUAAUUCUAAUGCUACGUCUUGGGGCAGACUGGAAUGGUCGGAUGGAAAGCAUGUAGUGGGCAGCUCGAUGGCCUUCACAUGGGGCUUUUCCAGUUGA
Messenger RNA from Colletotrichum truncatum, 2370 nucleotides. Its product is annotated as subtilisin-like protease. The record is from RefSeq and is a predicted model, not a curated record. Gene Ontology annotation, biological process: proteolysis. Lineage: Eukaryota; Fungi; Ascomycota; Sordariomycetes; Glomerellales; Glomerellaceae. Gene Ontology annotation, molecular function: serine-type endopeptidase activity.